Chlamydomonas reinhardtii is the source of this 1447-nucleotide messenger RNA. RefSeq lists its product as uncharacterized. NCBI's taxonomy places the organism in Eukaryota, Viridiplantae, Chlorophyta, Chlorophyceae, Chlamydomonadales, Chlamydomonadaceae. The coding region runs from base 151 to 342 and encodes 63 amino acids. The transcript is spliced from 5 exons. The record is from RefSeq and is a predicted model, not a curated record.
UUAUCAUUGUCAACAGUUUUGGUGCACACUUACUCUGAUCAGAGCCCUUUUCACGGCUGCCGUAAAAGAGAAAAUAUGUUCAAGCUCCCCUUCAAGCUGCCGCUCGACGCAUACAUUCUGGCAGUUCCGAUAACAUGUGCUCUCGGGGCCAUGGUCACCAUGACGGCGCGCGUGCCUGCUCGUGAUCCCGAGGCAACUCGCGAUCCCGCCUUUUAUGAGAACGAAGCACACGCUGCGGCCGUCGGCUCCAACUACGAGAACGGCAUUAAGGGGCUUUUUGAUCUGCGCAUCCGUCAGCGCAAGUUCAGCGUCUUCAACAACGAGGUGAUCAUCCCUAAAUAAAUAAACCCAACUAGCAAACAUCAAGACCAAGACAAUACCACCAAGGCGCAGGACCUGAUGUCACACUGGCUGGGGGCAAGCAAGGCCCUGCAAGGCUGGGGGCGCGCACUCCUGGGCGUGCUCCUGGGUCUGUCCGCGUCUGGCCUAACGCAGAGGUUGUGGUUUGACAUACGGUACAUAUGGUACAUUUAUGAGGGGCGAAGGUGCUGAUAACACAUGCCAGCACAGUGUGGAAAGGGCAGUGCAAGGCAGGGGUUGUGGGUUUACACGGUUUUACGGCGUUCCUGAUACAGGGGUGCACGGUAUUGCUAUGGCCAGAGCAGGCUGUCAAUAAGAGUUUUCAGCUGCGGCAAAGCAUCAGGAUGCGCAGAGAAGCUGUUGGGGGUGUCUCGCUACGCCAAAGCUUCACUCUCGCAUAGUCGGUCGGCUGGACGCGGUCCGCUGCGAGCGUGGAGAGGAAUGCUUGCUAGUGUGAAUGCAAAUGGACUGUAAUCAUGGCGAGGGAAAUCGUAUCGUACAUGUCAAUAGGGUAGCCAAGGACGGGCGGGGACGGACGGGGAUAGGGGUGCCCCUGACUGCGCCCUUGCUUCAGGCACAGCAUUUGCCGAAGUACAGCAUGUAGCGUGUUCAACAUCGGUGAUGCUGUUGCGCCAUUUUUGGCUGAGCCCCCCGAGCGAAGCGAUCCGGGGGGGGGGGCGAAGCCCCCCAGGAUUGCAGCGGCAGCGGCGGCGGCGGCAGCAGCGGGGGCGCGUGCGCGCAUCUUGGUAGCGGAGGGGGCGGGAAAGGCCACGUGGAGGAGAGCGCAGCGCCGCCCAAGAAGCGGCGCAAGCGCGCAGGCUGAGGAGCCGGCUGGUGUCUAGGUAGCAGUCCGCGGUGGGGCUGGCAGGGCAUGCGUAGCGGCAUGACAAGUAGUGCGGCUGUUGACAACUGUGCUGCGUCUGGCUACGGUUGGCUCUGCUGUGGCAUCGCGAAGGAUCGCGACUGCUAGAUAGGCACCUGGUUUGGCUACGUGCCUGUGGAAACCGACCCCGGCUAUGUCCGGGCGAUGAGGUUGUUCGGCCUCAGACUGUGGAGGGGCUCAGCCCCUUUUCCCGUGACCGGGGAA